Glycine soja is the source of this 1120-nucleotide messenger RNA. Its product is annotated as phosphatidylinositol transfer protein 3-like. The coding region runs from base 53 to 877 and encodes 274 amino acids. The transcript is spliced from 5 exons. The record is from RefSeq and is a predicted model, not a curated record. Gene Ontology annotation, molecular function: phosphatidylinositol transfer activity. NCBI's taxonomy places the organism in Eukaryota, Viridiplantae, Streptophyta, Magnoliopsida, Fabales, Fabaceae.
GUACGAUUCAACUAUUCAUUGUUAAUUUUUAGCGUCCCUAUACUAAAAUAGCAUGAGUGUGGAUUUGAACAAAACUGCCUCCAACAGUCAUGAUAAAAUGGCAAUAUCAGCAGAACAGCAGGCAAAGAUCAUUGAGGUGAGAGGGUUGAUAGGGCCACUAUCUGAUAAGGAAUCUGUGUACUGUUCUGAUGCUUCCAUCUCAAGGUAUUUAAGGGCACGAAAUUGGAAUGUCAAGAAGGCAGCUCAAAUGUUGAAGCAAAGCCUAAAAUGGAGAAAAGAAUACAAGCCUCAAGAGAUCCGCUGGGAAGAGGUUGCUGCUGUAGCAGAGAAAGGGAUGUUGUAUAGACCAAAUUAUUCUGACAAGUAUGGGAGACCAGUGAUUGUAAUGAGACCUUGUAACAAGAAAUCAACACCAGCACAGGACAUGAUUAAGUAUUUUGUAUACUGCAUGGAGAAUGCCAUUAUAAAUCUGCCACCACACGAGGAACAGUUGGCCUGGCUGAUAGAUUUCCAGGGUGUCAAGAUGUCAGAUGUGUCAUUCAAGACGUCACGUGAAACUGUCCAUAUAUUACAAGAAUAUUAUCCAAAGCAUCUGGGUUUGGCAAUGCUGUACAAAGCACCUAGGAUCUUCCAACCAUUCUUCUCGAUGCUAAGGCCAUUUCUAGAGACAGAGCUUUACAAUAAAGUAAAGUUUGGGUAUUCGGACGACCACAACACAAAGAAGAUAUUGGAGGAUUUGUUUGAUAUGGAUAAACUUGAAUCUGCAUUUGGUGGGAAUGAUGAUACAGGAUUUGACAUGAAUAAAUAUGCAGAAAGAAUGAAAGAGGAUGAAAAUAAGAUUCUUUCUUUCUGGACACAGGCCAAGUCUGUGUCUUAAAUAAAGCUCCUUUUCCUUAGAUUCAAUCAGGGAAGAUGCAAACUCUGAUGCUUCUUACAAUACAUCUUGGUUUCUCAAAGGGGGAGAAAUUAGAAGGAGAAAUUACCGACCUAAAUCAGUGUUGAGUAAACUGUAAUGCAGUUACAUGCUAUGACAUUCUAGUUUGAAACCUAAAUUCUAGACACCAAGUGUCGACUUCAUGUAUGAUUUAUGAUUAUAAAUAAUUUUGCCUCGUUGCUUGAA